CGGCCGGCGGCACCUCCGGGGCGGUGCCGGAAGCGGCGGCGGAGGGGCGCCAUGGUGUGCGACAAGUGUGAGAAGAAGCUUGGAACAGUGAUCACUCCUGAUACAUGGAAAGAUGGUGCAAGAAACACUACAGAAAGCGGUGGUCGCAAAUUAAAUGAAAACAAGGCAUUGACCUCAAAGAAGGCAAGGUUUGAUCCUUAUGGAAAGAAUAAAUUUGCAAUAUGUCGGAUUUGUAAGAGUUCUGUCCAUCAGCCAGGGUCCCACUAUUGUCAAGGAUGUGCCUAUAAAAAAGGCAUCUGCUCGAUGUGUGGCAAGAAGGUCUUGGAUACGAAGAACUACAAACAAACAUCUGUCUAAUUGUACUGACUAGUCUUUUUAUGAAUUUUAGCUUCUGUGUCUUUGUACAGUGACUUUUAUCUAAAAUCAUUUGUGAAUAUUACUUUCUGGAAGAUAGUAUUUGGAUUGAGAGGUAAAGACAGCCUGCUUGCCUAAAAUGUACAUAAUAUUUUAUUAUUGUUGUUUUAGCACUAAUAUUAUCUGGUAUUUAAAGGUAAUGGCUUUCAGCAACUCUUAGAGUUCAGAGGAAAGGAGAAGAUGCAAGUGGAUAAGUUGAAACUAAAUUACCAUCAGAACACAGAUCUUUGAGAUGAAUACUUUUUUUUUCCUUAUCACAAGUCUUCUGCUUGUUUCAUGGUAAUGGUUUGUAGAUUAAAUAUGAACUUGCAUCACCUCAUUAAAGUAUCUUCAUUUAGUUAUAUGCCUAUAAGUAUUUAUAAUUAUUCUCAUCCCAAACUAUUGUGACCUUGCUCUUUGGAUUUUAAUGCAAUUGUCCUGUUGUAUUUUGUUUCUGCCUACAGUAUGGUUGGUUAAAUCACAAAUUUUUAAGCUAGUGAAAUCUAGUGUGUUGCCCUGCCAGUUCUUUCUGUGGCAUUGUUGUGGUUUAGCCCCAGCCAGCAAUCAAGUCCCACAGAGCUGCUCCCUCACUCCCCCACCGUCAGAAUUGGGGAGAGAACUGGAAGGGUAAAAGCUUGAAAAUGUGGGUUAAAGACAGUUUAAUAGGGAAAACAAAACAUAGAAUUAAUUCAGUACUUCCCAUAGGCAGGUGGGUGUUCAGCCAUCUUCAGGAGAGCAGGGCCCCAUCACACAUUAUGGCUUCUUGGGAAGACUAACUCAUCACUCAGAAUGUCCCCCCUUCCUUCUCUUCCUCCCACUUCGUACACUGAGGAUGGUGUCAUAUGCUCUGGAAUAUCCCUUUGAUUAGUUGGGGUCACCUGUCCUGGCUGUGUCUCCUCCCAACUCCCCAAAUACCCCAACUUCCUUCCAAUUGUGGCAGUGCAAAAGGCAGAAAAGGCCUUGGCUCUGUGUAAGCCCUGCUCAGCAAUAACAAAAACAUCUUUGUAUUAUCAACUCUGUGCUCAACACAAAUCCAAGACAAAACCCCAAUAACCCACUAACAGCGAAGAAAACAAACUCCACCCCAUCCAAAACCAGCACAGGCAUUAGGACUUAUCAGCUAUUCCCUUGUUAGCCUCCAGGGAGUCUUUACAUAUGGUAUCAGGUGGCCCAAAGCAAUAAAAUAAUGAGCAUCACUUUCUAAAUAUCUCAGUCUCACAAUUUUCUAAGUUAGUCUGUCUUUUAAAUAUUGGGUUUAAAUUCUAUGAUGUAAUUGCUUAUAUAUAUGUCAAAUAUAGAAGAUCAAAGCGGGCUGAUUUUUUCAGCUCUGGUUUGAUACAAGGAGUUAAUCUCUGAACAUGAGAGGCUGACUGUGGCUCUGCAAUUCUUUGGCUUUUGCUUAGUUUCUACAUAUGAAAACAAUUUCUGUUAUGGAGCAUAAUAACUACUCCCUUUGCAUGUAUUUUAAGAAAAAGAAUUAUUCAUUCUUAAUUCAUGGUUAAUUUUUAAUUCAUUCUUAAUUUAGGGCAAAGAAUUAUUAAUUCUUAAUGCAUGGUGAAGUUUUUACUAGACCUAUUUAAGUGUUUAUUCCCUUGCAAUUUCACGCUUUUGCAACUGUCUUUCAACUGUAACAGAAAAAUUAUCAAUGGGAAUUUCCCUAAGUACAAAUUCUGUUUUGGGUUUCCUUUUGUUCUCACUUUAUUACAGAGGAAACUACAUGACUAAUGGAAACUGACAAAAUUGCUGUUCUUUCUGUAGGGCAAAAUAAAGAACACUGGGCUUAUAGUUGCUGUUGCCUUCCUACCAUGCAGUAGUUGUGCUGUAAUUAGCCCUUUAAAGGGAAUUGACUAACAUUUCAUGUCAUCCUUAUCUAUCCAUUUUUAGGCAUUUAUCACCAAAUUUUCUCAUUCAAAUGUGUUGGCUUCCUGCAGUUGCUAAAGAGGUAAUUAUUUUUGACAUUUUAUAUUUGCUGAGAAGCUUUGUCAGGAUAGUGGAAUGAGCUGGGCUUCCCCAAAGAAUAGAGGAUUGCUGCUGCUUUUUAUUGCAAAAGCUUCUCCUACUGUAACAACUGCAUGGAGGUACACGGAUUAGCUAGCUGGUGAUAACUUGGUUUCCAAACACAUUAAGAAAUUCCUGUAUUAGUGUAUAUCACUACAAACUUCUCACCUUUAUAUGGGUGAGAAGAAAAUGUCUGUAAUUGGCUUCAAGUUUCACAUCAAAUCUUGUCAGCAGUGUGUGUGACAAUUUCAGGUGGCAGGUUCUCCAAUAAUCCCUGAACUCUUCAGCCUUUAUGGAUAUGUGCUGUAAGAUUGAUUGGUUUUUGCUGUUCAGUGAAUAAAACUUCUCUCCCUAAAA
Molecule: messenger RNA, 2748 nt
Organism: Lonchura striata (white-rumped munia)
Lineage: Eukaryota; Metazoa; Chordata; Aves; Passeriformes; Estrildidae
Gene: CRIPT
Product: CXXC repeat containing interactor of PDZ3 domain
Biological process (GO): cytoplasmic microtubule organization
Cellular component (GO): dendrite
Molecular function (GO): microtubule binding; PDZ domain binding
Source: RefSeq, a predicted model, not a curated record